CAUGGCGCCCGUCUGGCGGACAAAAGGCGAGUCUGUCUGACGGCGGCUUGAAGCCCAAAUAGAAACCAGACGAGACAUUAUUUUUUGCAGGAAAAGCGUAACAUUAUACGGGGGUUCCCACAUAAAAGCCCUCAUGUUACAACGAACACCCUCUCGCCUGGAAUAAAGAAGAAUGUUCCGGCAGUGCGAAGAGCCUCGAUUCACCAUCGAGCAGAUCGACCUCCUCCAGCGGCUCAGGAGGACGGGGAUCAAGCAGGCCGAGGUCGUCCACGCCCUGGACACCCUGGACCACCUGGACCCCCCCAACGGAAAGGCCUCAAAAUGCAAACCGCCGCCAUACGCUCCGCCUUCCUGUUCCGCCGUGGCGACCGCCGCCGCCUCCUCCUCCUCCGUGACGUCCUGCGCCACUCAGACAGACUUCCCCGAUGACGGACUGUCGCCGAGCGGCAACGCCUUCCCCGCCGGCGCCUUGCUCCUCCCGCUCCCCGCAGCCUCGACCGUUGCCCUGGCAACGGUCGCUCAGACCAACGGGAAGCUGUCGCCGGGGUACAGCUUCGAGACGGGCGAGGAAGACGCAGACGUUGACGAAAAGGUGGAGGACCUGAUGAGGAGGGACAGCGCCGUGAUCAAGGACGAGGUCAAGUCCUUCCUGGCCAACAGGCGCAUCUCCCAAGCCGUGGUGGCCCAGGUGACGGGAAUUAGUCAGAGUCGCAUCUCCCACUGGUUGCUCCAGCAAGGAUCCGACCUGAGCGAGCAGAAGAAACGAGCCUUCUUCCGCUGGUACCAACUGGAGAAGAGUAACCCUGGAGCUACGCUGGCCAUGCGAGCUGCCCCGCUGGCCCUGGAGGACAUGAUGGAAUGGCACCAAGCCCCGCCCACAUUCACCCCCGGGGCCUUCCGCCUGCGACGGGGGAACAGAUUCACCUGGAAGAAGGAGUGUCUGGCCGUUAUGGAAAGCUACUUCAGUGAUAAUCAAUAUCCUGAUGAAGCCAGAAGGGAGGAGAUCUCCGCCGCCUGCAACGCCGUCAUCCAAAAACCAGGAAAGAAGCUGCAAGACUUUGAGAAGGUGACGUCGCUGAAGGUCUACAACUGGUUCGCCAACCACCGCAAAGACCUGAAGAGGCGAGCCAACAUCGAAGCAGCCAUCUUGGAGAGCCACGGCAUCGACGUCCAAAGCCCAGGAGGUCAGUCCAAUAGCGACGAGGUGGACGCCAACGACUUCCCCGAACAGAGCUGCGACGUGACUUUGUUUGACAAGCGAGUCGCCGCCCGGCCAUUCGCCUUCACCCGAGCCGACCUGUCACUGCCCACCCAGGUUCCCACGCUGCUCCCCAGCUGGUUGGCCACCCUGGCCGCCCGAGGAGGCGUGUCCGGGCAGAGGGGCGGCGGCCCCGUGAUUGGCCGCUCCCUCGUUUCCGCGGCGGGCGUCUCUUGGUCUCCACUGUCGCCGUCCCUCCAGGACGAGGCCGCCGUCCCCGGCGUGCUGACCGAGCCCCCGGAGAUGGCGGCCGGCGAUCAGGUAGAGGGGGCGGGGCCGGGGCCGGGGCCUGGGCCGGGUGUGGUUCAUGGCGUCAAGACUGAGGUGAUUGACGACUGAUGGGAGGAAAUGACGUCAUGACCCCACUUGACCUAUCAUGACCCGUCUUGACCUGACCUGACCUGACCUGACCCUACCUCCAACCACCAACCUUUGUUCCUCUACCAAGACGUCCUCCAUUUUAAGAGUGAAAGAAAGUUCUAAUGUUCCUCUGAUGACUGAAGAACCUUCCAGAAGGUUCCGCGUCUUCACUGUGAUCACAACUUUGCAGCCUCAAAUUUAAGCUUUUUUAAAAAUGUGUAUAUAUACAUAUAUAAAA
This is a messenger RNA of Entelurus aequoreus (snake pipefish), 1856 nucleotides long. Its product is annotated as homeobox-containing protein 1-like. The transcript is spliced from 10 exons. Gene Ontology annotation, molecular function: double-stranded telomeric DNA binding. The coding region runs from base 173 to 1597 and encodes 474 amino acids. Lineage: Eukaryota; Metazoa; Chordata; Actinopteri; Syngnathiformes; Syngnathidae. The record is from RefSeq and is a predicted model, not a curated record. Gene Ontology annotation, cellular component: nucleus. Gene Ontology annotation, biological process: positive regulation of DNA-templated transcription.